AUGGACAAACAAUCCCUGUUUUGUCUGAAGGACCAGCAAGCGCUGCACACACAAGAGCUGCUUAGCCGACCUGACAAUCUCCAGAACCAGCAGAAACCAACUGGAGCAGCACAUAAGGAUAAGUUUGGCAAGAAUGGAACAUCUUGGUCACCAAGGGCAGAUGACAGUCACAGCUACGAUAAUCUUCCUGAUACUGAUCACAGGAUGGACUGACUCAGAAAAAAUCUUCCAUAACAGAGAUCACUCAGAUUUUGAUUUGCAAAAUAUCCCACAUGCAGGUGCGAUCCUGACCCCUGAAGCAGCACAGCAAUACCUUGUAAAAUAUGGCUGGGUCGCACCUGUAAAUUGGGAGGAGCAAGCAUUUUCAGAUUUCCCUGUACAUGAUCAGGCACCACAAGAUGUCUCCCAGAUGAUUUCAGAAGGAGAACCCGAGGAGCAUCCUAGAGUCAGUAAUUCAAAUCAAACUCAGAUGAAUCUAUCCUUUGUAGACUCCUUGAAAAAAUUCCAGGAGGCAAACGGGCUAAAUAUUACAGGAGUCUUGGACAGUGCUACAAAGAUAGCCAUGAACAAGCCACGCUGUGGUGUUCCAGAUUUCAAAGUUGCAUCAAGACGCAGGAAUGCAACUCUCGGCUCAAUGGAUGCAGAUAGUAACUCUCACCACAAUAGCUCACAAAUGCAACGUAGAAAGAGAAGUUUCCUUUCUAAAAUGGUUGAACAAUACAGGCAAAAUCGAGAAUCCAAAGACAACAUGGGAAGUGGCAAUUCCAAGAGGUUUUCCAGAAAUACGCUGAAGUGGAGGCUGAUGGGAGAAGGGUACAGCAUGCAGUUGACCAUACAACAACAGAGGGCAAUUCUUGCCUUGGCUUUCCGUAUGUGGAGUGAGGUUGUCCCUCUGCAGUUUGUGGAGGACCUCACAGGAGAUGAUAUAGAUAUUCGAAUUGGCUUUGGAACAGGACAGCACCUUGGCUGCUCACAGGCAUUCGAUGGGGUGGGGCAGCAGUUUGCUCACGCCUGGUACCUCGGAGAUAUUCAUUUUGAUGAUGACGAACAUUUUGUUGGACCAUCUAGUGAGCAUGGAAUCAACCUUUUGAAGGUUGCAGUUCAUGAGAUUGGUCACGCUCUCGGACUGAGCCAUAUAAACCGUGAAGGAUCAGUCAUGCAGCCUAAUUAUAUACCUCAGGAACGCCAUUUUGAGCUUGACUGGGAAGACAGAAAAGCAGUGCAGGAAAAAUAUGGUGCCUGUGAUGGCAGCUUCAGCACAGUUUUUGAUUGGAUAAGGAGAGAACGAACUCCACGUGGAGACACAGUGUAUCGAUUUAACACGUAUUUCUUCAAGACAAGCUGGUACUGGAUGUAUGAGAACAAGGGCAAUCGGACACGAUUUGGGGACCCACUGCCUAUCAAAGGAGGCUGGAAUGGUAUUCCGGAUAAAGACAUUGAUGCCUAUGUUCAUGUGUGGACUUGGAACAUCGAUGCACAGUACUUUUUCAAAGGUACCCUAGUCUGGCGCUAUGACCCUGACAAAGACAGGGCAUUUACAGAGGACUGGAGGAAAGCCAAGUAUCCUCAGCCUAUUGUAGAAAUAUUUCCAGGAGUCCCAAGUCCAGUGGAUGCGGCUUUUUUCAACAAAAAGGAGCGCUUUAUCUACUUCUUCAGAGGAAAUAACGUUACUGCCUUUAGUGUUGAUAAAAAUCAAAAAGUGGAAAAGUUCCCAAAACCCAUCAUUGACAUAUUCCCUCCUGUGGAUCCCAAUGACCACCCCAUAGGGAAUAUUGAUGCCGUUUAUUUCUCAUACUCAUACCAAACAACGUUCUUCAUCAAAGACAAAUAUUUCUGGAAGGUGGUUAGUGAUCGAGAAAGACAAAGCAACUCAUCUCUGCCUGUGAAUGGAUUAUGGCCCCGGAAGAAAAUCAACUCCCAGUGGUUUGAUAUUUGUGAUGUCCAUCCUUCUGUACUCUUGCUGUCAACAUAAGGAGGAACUGGUAAUGCUUCCACGAGAAGGACUGUAUGGAGUCAAUGUCUAUGAAUGAAUUUCACCUUCAACCAUAACCUGUGGACAACCGACAGACUUCUGCUGUGCAAAGAAUACUAGAAUGUUGGGCAAUCAUUGGUUCUUUAAUAAAGUACCAUCUUAUUAUUAUUAGAUUAGUGUAGCUAUAAGAUUUUCCAAAAUGGAGUGGGCAAGUGAGAGUUAUCCAAACCCCGGUACUGG
Messenger RNA from Xenopus laevis (African clawed frog), 2212 nucleotides. Its product is annotated as matrix metalloproteinase-21-like. Bases 134 to 1972 code for a protein of 612 amino acids. Lineage: Eukaryota; Metazoa; Chordata; Amphibia; Anura; Pipidae. The transcript has 9 exons. The record is from RefSeq and is a predicted model, not a curated record.